AUGAAAAAACCCAGCCAAGCUGAGCUGAGAACUAGCACCAAAAAGGGUAGCGAUGAUUGCGCUCGGAAGAUUCCAAGUCGCAGCAAUCGACCUUGGCUUGUCCGUGAUGCGCGCGCAUGGCUCGCGUUAGUCUUGAAUGAAAGUCUCUUCCUCCUCUAUCAGACAACAGUUUAUCUUCACCAGUCUAGAUGCCCUUCUGAACUUGUUCAGUACUUUUCUUCAUUUUUGAUCACAUACAUGAUCAUGAAUAAUUUCAUUGCAAUUGCUGUGCUACUCUUGUUUUGGUUUCUAGUAGCAGCCACUUCCAUCUUUAGCUCAACUGAUGGACAACCAGCAGCUGGUGUUGUUUGCAGUGAAAAGGAAAAAAGAGCACUUCUAAGCUUCAAACAAGGUCUCACGACUGCAAACAGGCUAUCCUCAUGGUCUGUACAUCAAGACUGCUGUCAAUGGGCUGGAGUCCACUGCGACAAUGUAACAGGCAGAGUCAUUGAGCUCCGCCUCAGUGCACAUGAUUCUUACAGGUUGGGUGGCAAGAUUACUACCCCAUUGCUCAAAUUAGAAUUUCUAAGAUACUUGGACUUGAGCUGGAAUGACUUUCAUGGCACGAGUAUUCCAAGUUUCUUAGGUUCUAUGAGAAGUUUAAGGUCUCUGAACCUCUCGAACGCAGGAUUUGUAGGGGCGAUUCCUCAUCAGCUUGGAAAUCUCUCAAGCCUUCGAUAUCUUAAUCUUGGUCUAAAUACACUUUAUGUUGAUAAUCUUAGUUGGAUUGCUCGCUUUUAUUCCUUGGAAUACCUUGACAUGAGUAGCGUUGAUCUUCACAAGGUAACUGAUUGGCUUGAAGUGGUGAGCAUGCUUCCUUCCCUUUCACAACUUCAUCUCUCCAAUUGCCUACUUGACAAAAUGAUUACACCUCUUGGUUUUGUUAAUUUUACGUCUCUUCAAGUCCUUGAUUUUUCUUUCAACCUUUUCGAUUCCAAGAUACCUAAUUGGCUGUUUAAUCUCAGUACUAGUCUUCUUUCUCUUGGUCUGUCGUACAAUUCUCUACAUGGUCACAUACCAGAUGAGAUUGGCCAGCUGAAACAUCUUGAAUAUCUUCGCCUUUCUGGGAACUCAUUUUCUGGUCCCAUUCUUGUGGCUAUUUGAUCUUUCUAAUAAUCAACUGCAUGGCACUCCUCCAAAGAGUCUCUGGCUUCAUACAAAUCUAGAGAUCUUAUCCAUUGAAGAUAAUACGUUAGAAGGCACUGUUUCUGAAGUGAAUUUUGCUACUCUCUCAAAAUUGAAGGCUCUGGGAAUGUCUUCAAACUCUUUCAUCUUCAAUUUCAGCUCCAACUGGUUUCCUCCUUUUCGACUUGAGUAUCUUUCAAUGAGUUCCUGCAAGUUGGGUCCAAAGUUUCCAGCAUGGUUACGAACACAAACUUCUCUUAAGCAAUUAGACAUUUCGCUUUCGGGAAUUUCUGAUGCAGCUCCAGAUUGGUUUUGGAGUUUGGCUGCACAUAUGGAAGUGAUCAAUCUCUCAAACAACUGGAUCAAUGAUGACGUAACAACCGUCUUGCUAAACUCGAGGGUCAUUAAAAUGAGUUCCAACUGCUUCAAGGGCCAGUUGCCACGUCUAUCUCCAA
Molecule: messenger RNA, 1619 nt
Organism: Cornus florida
Lineage: Eukaryota; Viridiplantae; Streptophyta; Magnoliopsida; Cornales; Cornaceae
Product: receptor-like protein EIX1
Exons: 1
Coding region: 1-1143 (380 amino acids)
Molecular function (GO): protein binding
Source: RefSeq, a predicted model, not a curated record